Verruconis gallopava is the source of this 1873-nucleotide messenger RNA. RefSeq lists its product as uncharacterized. The transcript is spliced from 4 exons. Bases 122 to 1174 code for a protein of 350 amino acids. The record is from RefSeq and is a predicted model, not a curated record. Lineage: Eukaryota; Fungi; Ascomycota; Dothideomycetes; Venturiales; Sympoventuriaceae.
AAGGCGGAGUUGAGAUUUCGAUUGUGCGUUGCACGUCGGGGCUUGGCAUUUUUGGCUCCGAUGCCGAAGUUUUGCCGCUACUCGCAACCAAGUGUCUCCCUCCGUCGACACGCACUCAGUUAUGAACCCGCAGGACACAACUAUUAACACAAUGGCCACCGGUAAAUUUCAUGAAGCACUCGAUCGAUUCAGAAGGCAAUAUUUUCAAUUGGUAGACACGAAGGAACUCGCUUGGCCACCGCAUGAUACAUUGCGAGAUCUCAAGUCGCAGACGUGGCUGUUCAAAAAUCUGUUUGACAUUGAAAACAUUACCUAUUUGCCUCCGGAACGCUACAGACUCCGUGUUCUCAAGCAGCUACUGCGCUCGAUAGAAGAUUCAAUCUGCGAUCCUGAAGAAGAUGAGAUUUCAGAUGACCUUUCGUCUGCCCUAGCUGUCCUCAUGUCCCGAAAGCUGCCUACAGAGGCCACCGCUGCGCAGCAAUCGGCAUACGUGACAUACAGUUUUCCUUCUCUCGGUGGUUUAGAUCCAGCAAUAACCCUGCUUGAAUCGCGUUCCGUCAUAGCGUCUUCGGGAACUACUGGGCGUCGUACUUGGGAAGCAGCACUACACUUGUCCAGAUAUCUUGUCGAAGGGAAGAAAAUCGUCAAGGACAAGCACGUACUCGAGCUCGGAGCUGGGACAGGCCUUGUCUCGAUUCUCUGUGCCCGGUGGCUGGGCGCGAAGCAUGUUACAGCAACAGACGGUGACGACAGCGUCGUCGAAGACAUGCAAAAGAACAUCUUUCUCAAUGGCCUCGAGGGCGACAACAGUAUAUACGCAAAGUCGUUAAAAUGGGGUCACGUGUUCGAAGAAGAUGAAGCUGGGCAAUCACCAUAUUUCGACGUGGUCUUGGGAGCCGAUAUUACAUACGACGUUGCAGUGGUUCCAGCACUGGUUGCCACGUUUAGAGAGCUUCUUGUGCUCAACAGUCAUGUCGACAUCAUAAUAGCCUCUGCAAUUCGUAACGCGGACACGUUCGCUGCGUUUGUGUCCGCCUGCGAGCGGGCCCAGUUUUCAGUCGUUAAUAUCGAUUUCCCCAUCCAUCCGACGAAUGAAGGCGAGGGACCAUUUUACGCCACGACAUGUCCGAUACGGAUUGUGAGAAUGCAGUCAAAGGACGUCAUCCAAGACUAAUUCGCGACAUGAAUGGACUCUCGAAAGCUCCGCUUAGCGAGACGAUCUGUUCGAUAGUGAACCAGCUUGGACUUCAAAAGGGGCUGGCCUGAGUAGCCCGGCCCACGAUCGAGAGAUGCAUAAUCGGCGCUGGGAUCAGAUUGGCAUGUGCCAGUGGGUAAAGACUAGUAUAUACAAGCAGGACAGCUCUUCAGGAAAGUGCGGUGUUAUCAUGCAUGCUGUUCGUGAAGUCCUCGAAUGUUUCGGCUAGCCGCGGUUUGUAGAGGUUCUGAGCCAAAGAGGCACAAGCAUGUGGUUAUCAGUUCUCCCGGUCGGAAAAACGUCGCCAAAGUGUGCGCAGCAGGACCAAUUGGGCAAGUGUAUCGAUUUCGGAGAAUUUUGGGAUUGACAGGGUUGACGCUCUGACUUGCUCCGGCGAGCGAGGUACGGCACAUGCGUACGUCAAUCGAGGCGAUGCGGUGGUUCUCUGACCUGUGCUGUAUCCAUGCUCGAAAGCUGAUGGAGCGCAUCGUCUGUCCCAAUCGCAACCAACAUGAGCUUGUUCGAUCCAGCCUCAAAGCCGACAUCGGGAAGCUCGUGACGGGCGGCGAUUCAGUUGCCAGGCUUAUCAGUCUCAGCGCUUGCAGCUGCGCACCAUUUUGGGAUCAAAAAUGCGAAGCGCAGGGCGGCAGGUUCGUAAGGGGCCGUCUGAAAGUAAAG